Symbiodinium pilosum is the source of this 271-nucleotide messenger RNA. NCBI's taxonomy places the organism in Eukaryota, Dinophyceae, Suessiales, Symbiodiniaceae. The record is from the annotation of a GenBank genome assembly.
GCCGUACCCGCCUUCUGCGGGCGCUACAGACCGGCAACAGUCCAAGGAGCCGGCUGGAGUGCCUCUCUCCGCUGUCUACAUCGAUGAGGAGGGCCGGGCCGAUAUGAGUUGGCGCAAUGUGCCCGACUCCAAGAAGCCCCCAGGGGCGCUAAGUGGCCCUGGCCAUGGCAAAGGCAAGGGCGUGGGAAAACAGACCCAAGCGGUCGAGGAUGCCUACGGGCCAGGACCGAUAAUGGAUGAGGUUAAUCCUCGCGAUCCGCUAUUUGAUUAG